GGCAAACUGAGAGGGCUACAAGAGGGAUGGAGAGAGAGCCAGAGAAGAAAAGAGUGUGUGGGAGACUGAAAACGUAGAUAUGUGGGAUAGAUAGAUGGCUACAGUAGAUAGAUAGUUUGAUAGAUAGAUAGAUAUGUCCUUCCUUCCUUCAUUCGUCUCCACCUUCGUUACCUCAUUUCUAAAAUGACUGACGGUGAUGAUUUCCCGAGAGUAACCAACUCAGGUCAAACUAAAUCUAGAAGGGAAUGAGUGAAGGUGACAAGAGAGGGAAAUAGAGGGAUAACAAUAGUGAGAGAUGAGAUAGAGGAAGAGAGAAAAAGAGAAAGCAACUGGAGAGGAGAAGUUGGUCUCUGUGCAGCUCCAAAGCUCUUAAAGCCCUGAAGCUGUGUGGAGUGUAAAUGGGAGGGAGAGAGCGAGGGGUAGAGCGAGGCUGAAUUGAGAUGAAGAAAAGCUACACGGGAGAGAGAGAGAGAGAGGAAGAGGAGGAGGAGGAGGAGGGUUUGCGUUGGUGUGUUGGUUGGCAGGGAGAGCGCUUGUCAAAAAAACCGUCCUCUGACAGAAGGCAUGAUUCACAGCGGAGGGAGAGAGAAAGAGGGGGAGAGAGAGAGAGAGAGAGAGAAAGAGAAAAACGGCAGAGAUAAAGAGGGAGAGAGAGAGAGAGAUGCCGGUAAGAAAAACAAAUGAUGCUGAUUUGAAGCUGAAUGACAAGACAUAACCAGGAUGGGACUGAGAUCGACGGACGGGAUUGACUGAUGCCUCUAAAUGACUGUGACCAUGUUGAUAAGGCCUACGACACUAAUCAACCAAUUACAAUUGCCAGAAUGAGAGGAGAAGCUUUCACUGGAUUCAAUCCUCCAUCAACUGUGCUCGGUCUUUCUGUCGCUCUGUGUCUGACUGACUAACGCUCCACUGGAUAAAGACUUAAUUGGCUCUGAAAAGACAGCCAGAACAAUAAACAAGCAGAAUAAAUACGAAUGCAGUCAUGCUGAGAAGAGAGUGGGAGAAGAUGAGCUAAGAACAGAAACCCUGUGGACAUAAAAACUGGACUCUUUUUGCUGUUUUUCUGCAAAAAUCUUUUUGGAAUAUUUUCGGAAGAAGGAAUCAAUUUCCAAUUUUUAUUUGGACAUUAUAUUGCUGGCUUUGUUUUGUGCCUUGGAGCUUUUGACAGGCAGAUGGUUUCGCAGCAUACAUUGAUCAUAAGCUUAAACAGAAGGAAUAAGCUUCAGAAUUUUAACGGAAAAGAAGAAGCACAAAUUUGAUAUUUCUCUUUUUGUUUCACUUGCCAUGGCCCUCCCAAAAUCUGCUUUCAUGCACCUUGCGCAUACCAAAAUGUCUUAUGUGAGCAACAUUUUUCAGAAUUAGGGCAAUUAACGACUUCACGAUUCACUCUUCAAACUGCAACCGUGCCUCCCACCAACCCCUCCCAUCAGCCAUCCGACCAAUCAUGGGCAAGCCUCUUAGCCGUCCCGGGUGUUUCAGGAAGAGCUCCUGCUGCCUGGAGAAGCAUGGAGCUAGGGAUGGGGGAGUGGGAGGACGACCUGGGGGAGUGGAUGGGGGCUACGGAGAUGGCUACAUACCCCAAAGGUCCAUCUAUGAUACCAUGUGCAUCAAUCAACAAAUUGACAGCCAUCACCAUCACCCUGGAGGGUCCGUAAGGAGAGACUGUGAGGGGAAUUUUAGCUACUCUGCAAGCGGCUCCUUGAGGGUUGGCAGGCCUCAGGCUGACAUGUUUGAUCCCCAGCCUCGCUCUUUAACUCCGAACCCCUCCUUUGUGCGCCGACUGGACGAAAGAGUAAUCUAUGAUUCAUUAAAGCUUGCGGGACAGGAGGCUGAUGUUGGUGGCUGCCAUUCUCCAGGACAUUACAACCGCUCAGUUUCUCCCUCUGUGUCCUCUUUCUCAGCGCCGGGAGUGUCCUCCUCCUCAUCCAAGAAACAACACCAUCACCACCACUAUCACCAUGGAGACAGCACAAAUAGCAGAGAUGGCCGACAAUCCUGGAAAGUGUUAACACCUCCAAAACACCUGGAGUGUAUGGAGAUUACUACAUCUGAAAUGAUGGACAGAGGAGGUGGAUAUCUAAAUCCAGGGCACUACCCCCCCACUGGGGGCCAAUCCUCCUCUCUUACUUCCCCUCUAAUUUCUCCCUUUUCUGGCUCACCUCUUUCUUCAGGCUACCAUACACCAGUCUUUUUCUCCCCUGCCAAACCUCGCCCCAGUCAGACUCAGAGUUUGCGCUGCUCCCCACCCCAGGUUGUUCAGCCAAGGCAUUACUCCCAAACCCAAAGCCUCAGGCUGUCACCACCCCAGGAACUCCGAAGAUCCCCUUACCGAUCCCCACUAGUCCAACUGUCAGCUCAUGACCUCGAGCAGGACCUGAGGGAACGAGCAGGAGGAUGGGGGCGAGCGAUGAGUGAGCGAGAAAGAGAGUGGGAGAGGGAGAGAGAAAGGGAGAUGGAGCGGGGGUGGGCCCAGCGAGAGUGGGAAAGAGAAAGGGAGAGAGGGAGGCUGGAGAGGGAGCGGGCGAGAGAAAGAGAGAGGAGAGAAACAUCCACAUUUGGGACCUUUGGAUAUGGACGACCAGUUCCUCUUCGCUCCGAAAGAGACUCUGUGUUUUUAGAACCUGACCACGGUUUAGACACAACACCCCUGUUGCUCCCCCAGCCCUCACCUUCACCCUCCCCUUCCCCCAAUGCCCCCAGAAUGGGCACCUGUGCUGUGGGUAGGAAUAGAGCCGGGUCAAAGGUUGGUCAUGACAGUGUAAGUGGGGGUAUGGUUUCUAAAUAUGACAAUGGGAAUGUCGGUUUGGUUUUAGUGGACAGCAAAUCUGGAUGUGGGCCCAGGCUAGUAGGUGAAGUUGGAUCUGGAAACAUGUCAGAGGCUGAUGUAAGGGCUUCAAUACAAGAACACCAUAGAGCUGAAAGUUGGAACAAAUAUGACAAUGGAUCUAGGGCGAGCAAUAAACAUGCUUCUGAAACAAGAAUGGGCUCCCAGGUAAAAACAAGACCAGGGGGACGUGAGUUAGAAGGUAAGGUACAGUCUGGGAUGGAGAUAGAAAAGACAGCUCCGGCUGUAAACAGGGAGUCUCACAGGGGAGGGACAAGGGGUGGAGAAAAUAAUGGAAGGAUUGCGACUAAACCAGAAUAUAUUUCUGAGGUUGUACCUCCAACUGUGAUAGACCAUGACAACAAGGUUGUGCCUAGAGAUAAAGUUGACAUGGGAACUGGACCAGGACCAGGGAUGAAACCAGAGGUGGAGACAGUUAAGGUUGAGGAAAAAGCUAGUUCACAAAAAGUUGAGCACAGGACUGGAAGUGAAGCUGUAUGUGUAGCUAAAGUUAAUAAAGAGAUUGUUUCAGCACCAGAGUCCAAAAUAGAGGCUAAAGUUGAGACAGAUGUAAAGAUUUCUCCCCCAUCUCAGCCUGAGGCAGUGAAAGAAAACAGAGUUAGUACUGACACAAGGACUAAAGGUGAGAUUGGAGUUGUCAGUGAAAGCCAGAACAGCAACCAGAAAACAGAUAAAGCACAGAUUAAAGACAUAACUGGUGAUAAAACUGACGCUACCCCUGCUGAUCAGGCAGAGAAAAUGUCUUUAGAUUCUGAAAACACUGAAUCUAGCCAUGUAGAGAAAAGUUCCAGAUCCCAGAAGUCCAAGUCAUCCAAGUCCAGCUCCAGGACUCGACCUGGCACUGCCACAGGGCUACGACCAGGUGUUGUUGUAAGUCCUCGGCUAAGCAGAGGGCUUGGAGAUCUUGAGUCAACAGGCCCUCCUGAAGGUAUUGAGUCCACAUGGCCACGGCGCAUUAUGGUCAGGAAGAGGACUGUUCGGCAGGGGGGGGCACUUCACAACCUCCCUAUUCUACCCCCACUCCCCUCAGUCCUCUCAGCAUUGGAGAAGAGGCGCCCACAUGGUCACCUUCACCCCCGUACUGGCCACUUCUCAGAAAACCCACUAACAACCUGUAUAAAUUCAACAAGUAUGGUGGGACGAUGCUCACUUAAAGAGCCUUCCCAUGCAGAUCUUGGACUUGGAGCCAAUUUGGUGGGCAGGGCUUCCCUGAAAGAGCAGAACUUGGAGCACUGGCGAGUCUGCAGAGAGCUGGAAGAAGCAAAGAGAUCCAGGAGCAAGGAGAAAAAAGCAGAUCAGAGUAAAGAGAAGGCUGAGAGGGAGGAGAGAAAGAGUAAAGAAGAGAUCAGGGAAGAGGAAAGAAGAGAAGAAAGAGGCUCAAAGGAGGAGAAGGUGGGUAGGGAGAAAGAAAGGGUUGCUGUCAGUGAGGGGUUGGGGAAGGACACCAAACAACCAAAGUCAGAAAGAAGAGGGGAAGGGAAAGAAAACAAAAAAGAAGACAUGAAAAUGGAAAAGGUUGUAGAAAUAAAGCGUGAAAAGAUAGAGGAUAGUGAAAUGAAGAUCAAGGGUGGAAUACAAGACAAGCAUGGUCAAGAGUUGGAAGUGGCUCAAAUAAAAAAAGAAUAUGGUGAAAUGGAAGGAGGAGAAGGAGAGGAAGGGAUGGAGGGCUGGGAUGAUGUCCUUGAGAUGGUCACCACGUUGUGGGAUGAAGGCUGGGAUAAAGGGGAAGCGGCAGCAGGAGAAGGAGAUACAGACUCUUUCUCAGGAUCCCUGCAGCGUUGGCCUCUCCUCCGGCCCCCAAUUGGCUUUGGGGGCUCGCAUCCCCCCUCCUCAGCAGCCUCAGAGCUCAGCCUGACGGAGAUAGAAAGGAGAGCUAGGGAGCUGGACUCUGACUUGGAGCACCUCGACCUGUCUCAGCCCCAGCGAGACACUCAGGAUGAAUACCAAACACUUCUGGAGCCACAGAGGGAACGAGCUGACAUGUACCAAACACACCCUGGGCCACAGAGGGAGAAAGUCCCUGCAUUUACAGGGGUUGCGAGUAGAUCGCAGGUCAGUUUGGAGCUGAGCACGAUGGCCUCACCUGCUACAGACACAGACAGACAUCCUGCUGACUGGUCAACCAAAUCUGCUGGGAACUCCACUGUUGUUACAAGCUCCAUUAAGGAGGACAGCUCUCCAGACUCUAACCUAACAUUGGAGUCCGACUCCAGUGGCAUCUUCAUGUCCUUAUCCAAUCAGAGCCAGGAAGAGGCCGGUUCUGACAGUGACCAGCAAAUCAGUGGCUCUGACUUAGGCAGCAGUAAUACAUCACUGGAGAAAUACGGUGAUGAAGGAGGUCUAAAGGAGUGGGGGAGGGAGGAGAGUGCAGAGCUAGAUUGGUGCUACCCAUCACUCCUCAACACCUCCUUGCAGGAAGAUACUGUAGGCAAUGCUGAAAGAGAAGAACCAGGACGUAAAAAGAUGGAGGGAGCGGAAGAGAAAAGCAAAGAAGAGACCGGAAGGAGAGUUGGUAAGAUAGGAACUGUUUCAAUCAUUAGGGCCCCACUCAACCAUGGCCACAGUGAGGUCUCCACAAAUUUUAAUGCCCCUCUAAGUGAAGAAAUACCAUCCAGAAAAAAAGUAACCCUCAAGAGAGAAGACACACCUCUCCCUUUAUCUCCCUCAAAACAACAAAUCAAACACCUGCUAGAUCCUAAUCAGAAGCCUAUCAGAACCUUUGGAUUGGACUGUGGUGACAUAGAUCCUUUUGUCCAAUCAGACAGCUUUGUUUACCUUGCUGUGUCUGCAAGACCUGGCUGUGGUGAAGUCACCAAAGUGACAGAGGUUCCCACCCAUGUUUUAAAAAAAGACAUUGUACAGCAACAUUAUGAUAGCAUGAAAUCAAAUUUGAACCAGACAAAUACAGAAGGGGAUGUCAAGCCAACUCACCUUACAACACAAAAACCAGAGGAAGGAGAUUUUCUUUGCACUGACAGCUUUGUCUACCUUGCUGCUCCACAAUGCCUCCUACUGGGCCCUGCAGGAAGCACACAGUACAGCGGCAGGGAGUCAGACUCAGAGAGUUCCGAAUCUGGCGCAGCUGAUGUGUCAGUGCUGGGUUGUGGAUCGGUGGCAGGGGAUAGUGACUGGGACUCAGACUUGUCGGACUCUGAUCCUAGUCGCUCCUCAAGAAUCUCUGCAGCUGCUAACAAAUCUGGUGGCAUAGCUCCACCCAAACGGCUGCCAAAUGAACCGGACUGGGACAUGUUAGGAGACACCCCGGAACCCGAAGUGCCGAGUGAGGUUUUCACAGGAGAGGACAGAAACAACAAUGGGGAAGAACAGAGGGUUACCGGGGUCACCACCAUGGCAGGGGCACAAGCCAUUCCCAGGGCAACUAGGGCUGUUACUACGCAAAUGAGGCAGUCGACAACAGUUGAGUCGUCAACGUCUAAGGUGACUUGGCAGUUUAAACCAGCCCAGAGAUCAGUCUGCACAGGAAGCAGAAAGGAGAAAGACAAGGAAAUGACAUCAUCAAGGUUCACAGAAUAUGGUGGGGACGAUAGACCUCCCCCUUCAUCUUCAUCUUCUUCAUCCUCGUCACCCUCCUCAUCCUCCUCUGGUUGAUUUGUGAAGGACUUUUUUUUUCAUCUUCUUGGAAGGAGCUUUCAUUGCCUGAAACCCGGAUGAUUGCACAAAGGUAGAGAAGAUCUUAAAUUUAUCAAAAAGAAACUGAUGGCUGGAACCACUACAGCUUUUUUCGCCUGUAGAUUUUUGAAUCUUUCAUCAAGCUGCUGCCAUUGCCUUUUUACAACCUUUUAAAGGCUGCGUAAGACUAGUUUAUCGUUGCAUUUUCACAGACCAGUCUAAUCAAUAUUGUUCACACAUUUUAAGACAGUAUGAGACUCAGGCUAAACAGACAACUUCAGGUUGAGAUUAUGUGGAAUAAUGGCCUAUGCUUGAACACUUAGGCAAGAUAUGCAGUCUGGUUUUUAUCAUUGGCCAUAUUUUGAAAUGCAGGGUUGAUUUAAUAAUUACACACUCACUUUAUUCUAUUUCUAACUAUACAUAUGACAAGUUCUUUAAGUUUAAAAAAAAUUCAUUAUUAUUGAAUGUACCUUACAGGACAUACACAACUAUACACAACAAAUUCACAAUAAAACAGAACUCAAGUAAUUGGCAUUCUUAAUUGGCUAUGACGUAAGGAUUUAAACAGUACCACCAUGUUGGACUUGACAGAAAGUAGUCAGAAAGUUAGAGAAACUAAUUUGAGACAAUCUCCGACAUGUGCUGAUGUUUAAUGACCCAACAAUGUAAAUUUGACUCAGGCCUUCUAACAUAUAACCUUUACUUUUAAUGUUAUGCCUUUCUUUUACACCCAACCCUAAACCUUACUUCUUUAUUUAAACAUAUAUAUACUUUAAGAACUUGAUUUUAAAAACUGACAGAGGUCAAACUUUACAGUGUACAAUGUAUUUUAUAAUCACAUCCAACUUUAAAAUGUAUUUAACAGUGUGUCAAUAAUAUAUUUUAAACUUUGAGAUAAUUAUAGAGCGAAUUAUACAUAUAAUGAAUGUGGAAACAGGAACAAAUAAUGGAGGGAUGUUAGUAAUAACAUGUGAAUGUUUUAUUUAUGAGAUAGAUUUGUGAAUGUAAUAUUCGAGCAAUAUGCUAUAUCCUAUGUUUCAUACGUGAAAGUGUUGCCUGGGUGAUGUACAUAAUAACGGCUGGGUUUAAUUUUAUUUAUACAGCCAAAUACUAUUUGUUAAUGCAGUCUUACACCCAUUUAAAGGUUAUAUGUGUAACAUUUUCAAACAUCAAAUCAUCAUCAGGUACAAUUACUCUAUACAAUGAGGCCACUGUUGAGAUGAUUGAUAGCCUUUGUCUCACACCAGUGUAAUUUUAGAGCUGGUGUUUUCUCUAAAGAUUUAGAUCUCCUAUAAUCCCAUCUGUGGCAUCUUUACUGAAGAGGAUCAGCAUGAGGACAGGUUGAGCCCUGAUUGUGCUUAAAGUGAAAACAAACCAGGAGAUGUCCCUUUAAAUCCUCAGUUCUAGCACACACUGUAAUAUGCAGUGCACAGGCUGUUUGAACUGCCAAUCAACCCAGCAGUGGUCUCUCAGUUGAUUAAUUACAGACAUGUCUUACAAUUAAUGUGGUAAUUAUUUACUGAUGAUAAAAGUGAUGCACAUUACACUUUUAAAUGAGAGCACAGUGCUAUCGGAUUUGACAUCCUUUUACAAAUGUUGCAGAGUCAAAGAUGGCAGGUGAACAAGUUAUUGUCACUAACACAGUAAGGGUUCGUGUGGUUAUGGGGGCUGUGUGGGAGGUCAUGGCCUGACGGGCAAAUUGCUUCCUAAGCAAGUUGCUAUUUUAAACUUGCACUUAAAUUUCAAAGUAGACAUGUUACUGUUUGAGCUAUGAUACCUUCAAGGCAAUGUCUCUUAGUGUGUCGCAAGUGUUGACAGUGGAGGUGAUGCCACUGGAAUUUGGAGGUUGGAAUCUAUCGUGGCCAUUUCUUGAUUUAGAUAAGUGGGGUGUGAAGCUGUGUUUUUUAUUUACAAAAUAAGAACUGUUGCCUUGUGCAGCUUUAACUGUUGAACAUGAACUGUGAAAUUCUCUGCCAGUCCUUGUUCUCAGUAAUGAGGCUCAAUGUAAAACCAACAGGAUUUGGCAGGGCUGAAAAUGCACCUGUCAGGUUCAGCGACUGAUUUAUUUCUGGUUCUUUUGAACACUGAUUUACAUGCACAUCCACAGAGGUAUUAAGUGCUCCAUUAGCAUGUCUGUAUUUUUGAGGGGCUGCAGGAUUGUCAGAAUGUCUUCAGAGUUGAAUGUUAAUCAGGACUGAAUUAGUGACAAGCAGAGGUGGCUGCUUUUUAUUCUUAACCAUGCUUAUUAUUUUUAACAUUUCUUUUCUUGAUAUUUAAUAUCUACUUGCACCUAAAAUCCCUGCUUAAAGUCAGCAGUCUCAAAGUCUAAAAAGUGGGCUGCGGGGACAUUUUGGCACGGCCAAUCAAAAUGUUGAAUGUGAGCACAAGUUUGCUGUUGGGACCCCUUUGGAGCCCCCUUGGAAGGAGAACCAUACUAAUAAUCCUGUGCUGGGAAAAAACACGACCUACUGUAUCUACAGGUUUCCUUUGUCAGUUUUUGGUAAUAUGAAUAAACAGUUACGCUUACGGAUUCCAUUUACAAAUAACCAGCGUCCUGUCUCUAAAAAUUGGCAGAAUUAAUUGAUGAUUGUACUUUUUUAACUACAUUUUCUCUGAAAAUUCACAUAGAAACAAGAAAAAAAAGGAUGAAAUGAAUUGAGCAUGCCCAUUACAUGUAGCACAACCUGUAGGUGAGUAAAAAUACCCCUCUUUAUGCAGGGGUUGCAUGAAAUGUGUUUGCACACACACAUAUGGACAGAGUCCACUAAUCAUAUCUACUUUAACUUUAAAAUGUAACACAACAAAGUGGAAACAUUUAAAUAUGUCCAAAGUGAUGAAUUAAAAGUGCUAACAAAAGAAAAUGUGCAAUACUGAAAUGUUAAAAAAGUUACUAGCAGCUCGUGCGACUGAACAGGUUGAUUUCACCAUAAGUCCCAAUCUGACGAAGCAAAAAGCCAAUUUAAGUUUACACUUUAUGGGUGGCACCAGGGGUUUCCAAUCAGAUUUCAAGGUGUCCCAUGCCAACCCUCCAGACACACUCCUGGAUGUUGCAUCUGAGUCCAGCCAUGAGUCAAAAAGACCCCGUUUCAUUAUAACACCCUUUUUCUCCAUCUAUGGUACACCACUUUUGAUUAUUUUUUAAUCAGGAAUCAAAAAAUAUACUUUCCAUCUUUUUAAUUCAAUUGCUGCGUUAACCAUUUUUAGUUUUUGGUUGCAUAGAUAACACUCGCUCCAAGCUCUUUGACAAAGCCUUACUGUCGCUGUCUGUUUUUAUCAAGACUGUAAUAACACUUAUUAAACACAGCCCAUACUUUAUCUGAUCACCAAUGGUUAAUCUAGACCCUGCUGCCAAUUACAAGUCAGGAACUCCAGUGGCCAUGGGCUAAACUUUAAUUAUUAACAUCUUUACUGCUUUUUUGGGCUAGAAAAUGUGUACAAUGCAAAACUGCAAAAAGCAUUCUAAUAUUAAUUUAAUUAUCGUAAAACAGUGAACCUGAAACUAGCCAUGUGAGGUAUCCAGACUUCAAUUUGGGAUUUAAAAGUAUAAAAUUGAUUUUUUUUCUGUCAGCUGCAUGCCUUCAUUUUCUCUCUGUAUUUGGAAGUAGCCAAGCUCACAGUGUGAUAAUCUGCAGUUUGGACACAUACCACCCACAUUUCACAUAUGAGCAAUAUAAAGAAAUGAAGCGGGUGAAUGUGUUAUGAGAGACCUAAUUUUUACAGAGGUAUUUUUAUUUUAUCUCUUUGUUUGUAUUUUAAAGAUUUAAUGCAUGAAAAUGGCUGAAGAUCAAGUUAAACGGAGCCAAUUUUUAUCCUGCAGCUCCACAGUUGACAAUGUUUCUUUUAUCAAAUCAUUCUAGCUAUGGCAUCCCAAUUUUGAUCAUGUAUGGAAAAGCUCUGUUUGAGGCUGGCUGUUUCUUUGAAAUGGGAAAAAGCCACUGCAUUUGUAAAGCCACCUGGACUAAAUGUCAGUUGGUCCACAUCGCCUUGACGUCACACGGACUCUAGUGGCUCUAAAAAGGCUUUUUACAUGAAACUGUUUAUUGAAUGUGACCUGUGUGGAUUUUUUUCUCCAUUGUAUUAUACAAUUGGCAUUAUUAUGUGUAGCACUUGAAACAUGCUUUCUAUUGGAUAAUGACAUAUUCAAACCCUGCUGCUUUUCAUGUCUGUUGGAAGGAUUUUUAUGUCCAGGUUAUGAAACUUUAAAGUUCACCAAUUGGACCAAAUGAGGUGAGUGUACAUUUUUAUCAAAGAAAUCUUUGAUUUGCUCGCAUCAAACUGUGGUAAGACAUCUAGUUUCACUGUGACAUACUGAGGAAAAAUUACUGUACACAUCUUUUGUAAAAAAUAAAACAAAAAAUCCAGUAAUACCAGGCCAUAAUACUUUGCUGUUCAUGUUAACGCUGAUCACUGUUGAAGCUUAGUGGUGAUUAAGAACUAAGACCUGAGAGAUUUUCUUAAGUGGAAAUUCAUGAUUUAUGUAAAAUCUUAUUGUGUGCUGUAUUCACAAGCCUUGUUGAAACGCAUUAAUGUACAAAUAAAGACUUAACUUGAUGGUGUAA
Labrus mixtus (cuckoo wrasse) is the source of this 11034-nucleotide messenger RNA. RefSeq lists its product as uncharacterized. Lineage: Eukaryota; Metazoa; Chordata; Actinopteri; Labriformes; Labridae. The record is from RefSeq and is a predicted model, not a curated record. The transcript is spliced from 5 exons. Bases 1445 to 6454 code for a protein of 1669 amino acids.